This is a messenger RNA of Strongyloides ratti, 828 nucleotides long. Its product is annotated as CAP domain-containing protein. NCBI's taxonomy places the organism in Eukaryota, Metazoa, Nematoda, Chromadorea, Rhabditida, Strongyloididae. The record is from RefSeq and is a predicted model, not a curated record. The transcript has 2 exons. Bases 1 to 828 code for a protein of 275 amino acids.
AUGAACAAUAAAAAAUCUUUUUUCAUUUUUUUUAUAUGUUUUUUUUUAAUCUCAACUACAUUAGAAAUUUUAUCUCGUUCGAGUUCUUAUUCAAAUAUACCUUUGGUUAGUCAAAAUAGUCAUCGCGGAAGUAUAAAUCAAUUUCAAGAAUUUUUAAGUAUACAAGAUCUUUCUAAUCAAAAUAAUGUUAGAAAUUCAAUUGAAAAUUCACACUCUAGACAUAGUAGUAGACGAAGUUCUGAUAAAUACAAUAGCUUUAAUAUAAAAACUGUUUUGAGAGAUAACAGCUUUAGUACAAGAAUUUGGCAAAGAAUAUGGAUAAAUUGUGAUUAUAAAUGUUUUGUCAGAAAUAAUUUCAAGAUGUUAAAAUACAAUCUUUUAAGAGAAAUGAAUGAAUAUAGAAAGUGGCAUAAUGCACCAAAACUUACUGAAGAUAGACAUAUCAGCAAAUUAGCACAAAAACGUGCUAAUCAAAUAGCAUUAACUAGUAGUUUAACACGUGAUGAUAGUGAUUAUCUUGGAGAAACAGUUGGUGUAGCAUACUUACCAGCAGCUUUUUUAAUUGCCAAAAAAUGGUAUGAAGAAAAAAAAGGCUUUAAUUUUUUGCUUAAAAGACCAAAACCAGGAAGUCAAAUGUUUACACAAUUAGUUUGGAAAAGUUCACUAAUUGUAGGUAUUGGUGUCGCUGUCAGAGGCGAUAUGGUUAUUGUGGUAUGCAAGUAUUUGCCAAAAGGAAACACUCCUAAAGAUUACAAAAGAAAUGUUGAUAAACUUCACUACAAUUGGUUUAAUUCUUUCACAAGUUGGUUGAGAAGAACUCGUCAAUAA